CAAUUAAUUGGAGUGUGUGUUGCAGCUGCAGCAGUUUGAGCCUCAUAUUCUUCAGCCCGGACAAUCAGCCCCCCUGUUCCACAUCCUCCCGGACAUCUCCCCCCACCUCACACUGGACUCCACGAUCGUGGUGUACACUAACGUCUCCACUCUCCUCGUGCCACUGCUCUGCUACGACGGCAAGCUCAUCAAGGUGAUAUCCCAUCACAACGAUACAGAACUAGAGCUGGGCACAGUAGGCAGUGGGACAGAGAAGCAGGUGGUGUUCGCUCUAGUCAAUGAGAACCCAGUACCUGUAACCUUGCUAUCUUGGGACACCAGUCUCCCGUCAGCCACUAUCACAAUCGCCUCCAUACGCGAUGGGAACGCCACCAGCUUCCUCUCGCAGUACUGCUUGUACAAUGACACGACGCAGGAGCGGUCGGUUGGCCCGGGGCAAUACGCUGUUGUGCGUGUGUUGGUUCGGGCAAUGACGCAGGUGGGAGAGACGCGGGCUCACGUCACACUGCGCACAGAGUAUGAAACCAUAGAGAUAUCUGCCCACAUGAGGGUUGAGCACGGUAGCCUGCAAGUCACUCCUGACCCCAUCAUCUUCGACCAGUGCUUUCCGGGCAAAGUUUGCACUGAGGCACUGCGGGUCCAAUCACUGUUCUCUGUGGCGAUGGCAGUAACAGGGGUGAGUGGAGUAGGAGUGCCUGCAGACCCCCGCCUGAGCUUCAGUCCCGCUGCGCCCCCGCUCCUACCCCCCGCCGCCACCACUCACCUCGGCACUCUCAGCUUUGACACACAGCUACUACCACCAGAGGACAACUACCUGGCCACCACGCACAAUGUUACAGGGGCCACAAGAUGGCAGGACACACUGGAACUACCAGCACACUGCCCGGACUACGACCUGAGUCUGCUGGCGGCCAGAUAUGACCAUUACCGGAACCUCUCCUCCCGCCUCCUGAAUCUCUCCCUCAGACUGGAUACUACCGAGGUAAGGGAGCACAUGUUCGGAGCAAGAGUUAAACUGAGCUGGCCACGACUGGCCCGAGACUUGGUGUUUCCUCUGACACAAGUGGGCAACACGACGCAGCGCUCGCUGUUGGUCAGCAAUCCUGGCACCCAACAGCCGCUUGUCGUACAACUCGUGCUGGAGACUGCGUAUCCCUCAGCGGCCUCCGUCCUCGACAACCUGCCUCCUGGGCUAAAACCAGAAGCACUGGCAGGCGCACAAUCUAUCCCGGGAGAGUUUGCGGUGGACUCUGUCGACUCUCAGUACAGAACGUCAGGACCUCACAUACACCGUGACACCUGGGUGUUUGUGAUACCUCCUGGCACUAACACAACAGUGCGUGUGGACUUCACACCUUCAGGAUGGAUUAAUUAUUAGUUUAAAACAUGUUGAUGCUUGCCCAGGCUAAAACCAGAAGCACUGGCAGGCGCACAAUCUAUCCCGGGAGAGUUUGCGGUGGACUCUGUCGACUCUCAGUACAGAACGUCAGGACCUCACAUACACCGUGACACCUGGGUGUUUGUGAUACCUCCUGGCACUAACACAACAGUGCGUGUGGACUUCACACCUUCAGGCGCUCACCUUUCCUCUGCCCUUCUUCUGCUGAG
Homalodisca vitripennis (glassy-winged sharpshooter) is the source of this 1608-nucleotide messenger RNA. It is a transcript of the gene Tmem131, whose product is annotated as transmembrane protein 131 homolog. The coding region runs from base 470 to 1378 and encodes 302 amino acids. Gene Ontology annotation, cellular component: membrane. The transcript has 7 exons. Lineage: Eukaryota; Metazoa; Arthropoda; Insecta; Hemiptera; Cicadellidae. The record is from RefSeq and is a predicted model, not a curated record.